Glarea lozoyensis ATCC 20868 is the source of this 1218-nucleotide messenger RNA. RefSeq lists its product as uncharacterized. The transcript is spliced from 2 exons. The record is from RefSeq and is a predicted model, not a curated record. Bases 1 to 1218 code for a protein of 405 amino acids. NCBI's taxonomy places the organism in Eukaryota, Fungi, Ascomycota, Leotiomycetes, Helotiales, Helotiaceae.
AUGAUCACCACAUCAACUCUUCUGUCGCCCUUCUUAUCGCUGUUGCCCAGCAAAGAUGUGCAAGUCAGUAUCGAUGCCGUUCGGGAAAAUUCGGACGAAUCGUUGCCUCUGUUAAAUGUAACCAAAUCUAUGACCGCCGACCCGCAGUCACAUACCAUGGGGGAUAAACUUAUACCCUACGUGGCCCCAAAGAUCCAUUCUUGCAUUCAAACAAAUACCUUUUCUUCGAUCUUUGUCAUUGGAGAGCAUCUACGCUCACAUCCUGCCCUUAUCACCAGUAAUGAGAAAGCUGAUAAGCCGUUCAACUGGCAGCGUCCAACUGCUUCCAUUAUAAAACGUCCAGAAGGUGACGUUCUUCAACUCAACGUUCUUCCUGGGCCAGCGUACGUGGAGCACUAUGCAGCGCUACUUUCAACCUACUUCGCUUCCAAGGCAUUCACCGGAUCUAGUAUGCCGUCUGUGUACUACCAACUUCCUUCAAGUGAUGCUGCUAUCAAUUUGUUUGCUGCUUCAAAUCUGCGUCAUCUGGGACCAGUUGACUUUGCGAUCAUAGGCUAUGUUGACUCACUCCACAACUCUACGGGCCCAGGCGAAUGGGACACAGCUACACAGACUUUGGAUGGAGAAGAACCACCUCUGUUCGCAUGGAAGAAACGUGUGCUUCCCGACAAGUCAGUCGUGGCAUUUGUGGGAUGCACAGCGUGCUACUGGGGAGACAUUGGAGGCCAAUUGAUCCGUUCGCUAAGCGAAUUGAAUGGAGUUCGAGAAGCCAUUUACGUAGGCAAACUCGGAACUUUGAAUGAGCGAUAUCUUCCGAAUUCAGUUUUGGCAACUGGAUCUUCCAGUAUUUUUAUGGAUGGUGGAGUAGUGGAGUGGGACAGCAUUCUGAAGCGCGCAGUACAAGGAUCCAGUAUAGUGAAAGAUGGUGUUCACCUGACUGUACCGACUACCAUUUACGAAACCAAAGAGUGGGCAAGAGAGAUGAAGACAAAAGGAGACUGGGUAGAUCCAGAAAUUGGUAACAUGGCCCGCAUCAGUAAAGAGAAAGGAGUUGGCUUUGGAUUCUUGCAUGUGGUCACCGAUAAUCUUUCCAGGGAGGGCCUUGAAGGCUUGGUAAAUGAGAGGAAAUCAACAAUCGUGGCCGCUCGAAAGGAGUUGCUGUGUGAGGUGGAGAUUGUGUUGGAAAGAUAUUUUGAGGAGAAGAUGAAUAUCGUAUAG